AUGUCUACUUCAACAACUAUGACCCAAACGGUGGACCAGGUUACCAACCUGCAUGGCUUUGGUAGAAUGCGUGUUGAUGGUACCGACAGGCAGUUUGGUGAUUUUCGCGAUGCCCUGACUCGAGAUGGGUUUGCCAUCGUUAAAGGCGCUAUCCCCAAGGAAAGAGCACUGAAAUACGCCGAUGAGAUGUACUCUUGGUUGGAGGGAUUCGAGUUAGGAUUUGAUCGAAACGAUCCAUCCACUGUACAGAAAGAUAAGCUGCCCAUUCUUAACGAGAAGGGAAUGUGUCUUCAUUAUGCUCUUCCCCAUGAGAACUUCGUUUGGUCUGUGCGAAGUGAGCCUGGCGUGAUUGGGGCCUUUGAGAAGGUAUACGAUGACGAGGAUUUGAUUGUCUCUUUUGACGCGAUCAACAUCCAAUUUCCGAACCGUACUGACGUUCCUCCAAACACGCCCUGGCCUCACCAGGACCAGGAUCCCAAGAAGCACGGCUUCCGCUGCAUGCAAGGACUAGUCAAUCUGCUCCCCAACGGACCCGAGGACGGUGGUCUCAUCGUUUGCCGCGGCGGCCAUUUAUUGUCUGAGCAAUUUCACAAAGAAAUGGCCGACGAGGAGCUCAUUCCAGCCUGGACGCCGGAGUGGUACGGAUUUACAGACCGGGGAAUGAAAUGGCUCGAGGAUCAUGGCUGCAAGUGGGAAAAGGUCAGCGCUGAACCAGGAGACCUCCUCCUGUGGGACUCGCGUACGCCACACUACAACCUCAGUCCAAAGAAAAAGCAGCCCCGGCUCGCUAUAUACACCUGUUACAUGCCCGUCGCGGACGCAACACAGGAGGAUCUGCUUCGUAAGAAAGAUGCAUUUGACCGACGUGUCGGCACUACCCACUGGCCUAAUGCGAAGCAUACGGGAUCGAAUGUUGCACAACGAGAUGGCGAAGAAGAUCCUCACAACCGCCUCCGGCCAUUAGUUGAGCCUGUGCUUGGAGAGAGGGCUUACAAGCUGACUGGCAUCCCCUACAUCAAUGAGUGA
Penicillium salamii is the source of this 1026-nucleotide messenger RNA. The record is from the annotation of a GenBank genome assembly. NCBI's taxonomy places the organism in Eukaryota, Fungi, Ascomycota, Eurotiomycetes, Eurotiales, Aspergillaceae.